Limulus polyphemus (Atlantic horseshoe crab) is the source of this 5091-nucleotide messenger RNA. Its product is annotated as ankyrin repeat and SAM domain-containing protein 1A-like. NCBI's taxonomy places the organism in Eukaryota, Metazoa, Arthropoda, Merostomata, Xiphosura, Limulidae. Gene Ontology annotation, cellular component: cytosol. The record is from RefSeq and is a predicted model, not a curated record. Gene Ontology annotation, molecular function: protein binding. Bases 50 to 2758 code for a protein of 902 amino acids. The transcript has 13 exons.
AAGUGGAGCAUCAUCGUCUCGAAGCAGUAGUACUAGCAGCUACAUUCCAAUGGCACCACUACAACCAACAACUGGAGGUGGUGUUGGGAAACCACAGCCUCCCGCUAAGCCCCCAAGACGGUCAAUAGCUACUGUAUCACCAGGCAGCAGACCUCACAGUGGUCGACCAGGUUCAACCUACGAAUACCUCAGUUUAGCAACAAGUGGUAGCGAUCAGUCACCACCUAUCGGAGGAGGUGAAUCCUCACGUGUGAACUCAGUUAAAGAACAUGUAGUGAAACGAACACGGGGUGGAGAGGAUUAUGUUGAUAUGAAACUCAGGAACAGUAUAGUAGGAAAUUACGAAAACCGGGACGUUGUUCUCGCGUAUUCCGUUGCAAGCACUGUUGAUAAUCAAGAAACAGUAAUGGAGGAUGCUGGAAGGACAGAAAAAUAUGUAAAUGGGAAUGAAGAAACUAGUGUGAAUGAUUACGAUACUGACUUUUAUGAAAAAUCGUUUAGUGCGCUUUAUGAUGAUAUCGCUAGUGGUAAGUUAACCACAUUUGGAACCGUCCAAACCAGUUCCAAAAGUACGACAGCUCUAACUCAAGGUAAGGUACUCACCAGUUCUCACAGUGUUUUUACUAGAGAGGACAGUAUGACAGCUAAACCUAGUUUUCUAGACUUUCAAAAUAAAAGAGCUACAGUGCAAAUCCCAUUGAGUCCCACGAAUUAUAACCAACCUCCUACUCCGGAUUUUCCACCUCCUUCACCAGCCACUGCCGAGCAUGGAAUCCAUGAGAAGAUACGACCCCUGAGUCAGGAUGAAUUAAGUGACGAAACAUCCGAUAUUGACGAGUGUCCAGUAAAGUUACAAGAUAAUCUAUCAUAUCGUCUGAAUUUAGCCAGAGUAUAUCAAAUUGGUAAACGUGCAUCGCGUGAUAUAGAAACACUCACAGAUGAUGAGAUAUUUGCUACCAUUGACUCCAAGGGAAAUAUUCAAGUCACCUUAGGAACCGAAAAUAAAUCAGUUUCAACUGAUAACAUUGAAGAAGUUAUUGAUGAUGAUCCAUUUGCAGGGUUGUGUCGUGGUUCUGUGUGCCCAGAAAACUGUAGUGACGAUUUUAAAAUUUCACUUCAUUUAAGUAACCCUAAGGGACCACCUCCACCCAUUCCUUCAAAGAAACCACCAAUUCCUCGAAAACCUCGAAACAUAUACGAAGACGUGGGAAUUGAAAUGGAGGGUGUAGGGAAGAGUAAAGUUGUUUUACAGAGUUCUUCAGAAAGCAAGGGUGAUAGUCGCAACAGCUUGUCUGUAAUGAGUCCUUUUGAUGAAAAUGCUGAGUGGGCAGAGAUUGCUGAUAUCAUGGCUUCUUUUGGAAGUGGAAUAGCACGUGAAUCACUCUUUUCAAGUGAGAUGGAAGAACACUUUACAAAUGCACUGAGUUUAGAGACUUCAAAAACAGCAGAUACAGAUAAAUUCCAAACAGUUGAGGAAUGGCUGACUUAUCUUGGUCUGUCUGAUUAUGAAAAUCUCUUUAUAAUUAAUGGAUUUGAUGACAUUAAAUUUUUGGGUGGAAACAUUCUAGAAGACCAAGACCUUCAGAAUAUAGGCAUUUCUAAUAAAGAGCACAGACAAAAAAUUAUAAAUUUUAGGAAGAAGCUACAACCUGUUCAACCUAUAGGAAAAGGCAAAGGAAAAACAAGGAUGCCCGAAUCAGUAAAUGAUUGGCUGAAAUCAUUACAUCUUGAAGAGUACCAAAGUACUUUUCAGAAGAAUGGUUUCACAGAAAUAGAUAGAGUGAUGAAGAUAUGGGAAGUGGAACUAAAUACGGUAUUACAGAUCAACAAACUUGGUCAUCAGAAGAGAAUAUUAGCAUCUCUUGGAGAAAGAAAACCAGAACAGUACAUGGGUGACCUUGAAGACUUUGAUUUAUCAAAAUUGAAUUUGAAUAUUAGUGAAUUGGGUAUUGAUGAAACAUCAUCCUCUGAAGUCAUUAAAGAUGCAGGAUUUUAUAAAGACUACACUAGUGUUUUGUCAGCAAGAAGGCAAAAUAAUUACUCGCAGUCAUCAAAUGGAGAUAAAGAAGAACUGAGGAUCAGGUCCCCUACACAAUUAAUGAGUGAACCAGGAUCUGUAGGAACAUGUUCACCCCAACAGCAAGUUAGUGGAGUCCCUGCUUGCUUAACUGCACAGUGGCGCCACCAACCCGAUGUUCUGAUUAAAGGAAACUGUAAUUACAAAGCACAGUAUCUUGGUUCUACCCUGGUGAAGGAACUGAAGGGGCUGGAAUCCACACGUAAAUCCAUACAAAAACUUAAGAUUUCUACAAGAGAGACUGCAAAUGUCCCUAAUGUUUUGCUGUCUAUCUCUUACACUGGAGUUAAGUUCAUUGAUGUCCACACUAAGCAAAAGGUUUGUGAACAUGAAAUCCGAAACAUUCACUGUGCAUGUCAAGAUGCAGAGGACCUCAAUCACUUUGCUUAUAUCACCAAAGAACACCGGACCAACUUUCAUUAUUGUCAUGUAUUUUGUGCUGAGAAUAUGGAUCUUGCUACUGAGGUGAUACUGACCCUGGGACAAGCAUUUGAAGUUGCCUAUCAAAUGGCCCUACGCGACAAAACUAAGUCUGCUCAAAAGUGUGAACGAACUCUGAACAAAUGUGAUGAUCGAAAGUUGGCUGAGAAGGGAAAGAAUGAACCCUCUUCUGCUGACAAAAACCUAGUCCAACAAGAUGCUGCAGUCAGUGAACAAGUAGUUUCCAAAAAGACAACAUGACAAGACUAUCACUUAAUCACUCAUAUAUAAAUAUAUGUAUAUGUAUGGAUGAUUCCUCCACAGUCACUUGUGGAUUCUGUCUGGUUAUUGCCCAGAGGGACUGUUUUUCAAACCAUUUUCUCUAUUGCUGAGUACACAAAUCUUUAUUAUAAAGAUACUGAAACUUGUAUAUGAUUGCAAUAAGUCAGUCUUGGUUACAUUCAUAAAGCAUAUAUAGAGUUCACAAUAGUCUGUCUGAAGUGCUGUAAAGCUGAAGCUCAUUUGAUUUGAUUUUUUUCUAUUGAGUAGAUGUGAAUUUUUAUUCUUAUUUUAUAGCUUUGAUCUUUUAUUAUUACAAGAUUUUCUUUAAAAAAGUAUUCUUCUGAAGUUGGUUUAAAUUGCAUGUUGUAGCAUUUUAAAAUCUAUCCUUUUAGCAAGUAUGGUUUCAUAAAUCCCACCUUAAAUAUCUCUUUUAAAAAUUCUAAAAUAGCUAAUUUUGUAAGUUGUUUAGAUUAGGAAAACUUAAGUUUUCGUUUAAGGUCUUCAAGCAUUUUAUGAAUUUAUGUGGUGAAAAAAUAAUAUAGGUUCAGUUUACUUUAAUUAGUAAUGUAAUUAGUAUUUAGACUAUUCCUGCCUCUAGUUUCUUAAUAACAAACACACAUUCUUUACUCACACUCAGCUAUUUUAAAGAAAUAGUUUCACCAGCUAGAGCAUAACAUUACUGAAGGAAAUUUGGACAUCACAUCUUAGCAAAAAUGUCACCAUUAAUGUCCCCCUACUAUCUGAAAGUAUUUAUAAUAUAUGAAAAAUAGACAUGAGAGACAUUUGAAGUCUUCAUGAAGUUAAUUUAUUGCUCCAAGUUAACACAGCAAUGUUAUACUUUUCAAGUGAUCAAAAUAUUUUUACAAGAGAAAACUUCUGAAGUGUUUAUGAAUUAUUCUCCAACAAAGAAUAAAGCAUACUUCCAAAACAGCACAAAAAAUUUGCAAAUAUAUGUGGAAUAUAUAUGUGUGUAAAUGUCUGAAAAAUAUUGUAGUAAAAUAGCUUUUGUCAUCUAUUUAUGCCUUAAAUGACUAAGUACAGAACUCGUGACAGAUUUAAUAAAUUCAGUUAGAAUGAUUUUUCACCAUAACCUAUGCUUAAGGAAAUGGUGAAGCAACUUUUUCUUUUGUACCCUCAGUAUAUUACUAACUAAUUAUUACUUAGUUUCAAAUAAUACAGAAUCUCAAAUAUGAUUAUAUGUCAGAUUUCUUUUAUAGAACUUUUAUGAAGAUAUGUCUGAUUUAUGAUAGACCUUAGUGAUAAAUAAAGAAAAAAUUUUUCUUCACAAAGUCUUAGGCACUACGUGUUCUUCAGAAAUUUUCUGUACAUAACUGGCUCUAUUAAGUUAGACAACAUAAAUAUCUUGAAACUAAGAUCCACAUGUAUUGUCAAAAAUUUUAAUCUGAUGGUUUAUUAACUUUUUAAUAUAAAAUUUAAAUAAUUUGAAGCAUUAUAUGAUAUGCCAGAAUGUCUUGAGUUCUUCAUAAGAUUCAUUGGAAUUCUUAAUCUUUAAAAUUUUGAAAUUCAGGAAAAUUAUCUCAGAUCUUGAGAUUAUUUCCUUAGAUAGAAUAACUAGGAAAUAAAUUUAAAUCAAAAAGUCUCCCCCCCCCCCCUUCAUAUUAAGAUCAAAGUAGGAAAAAAAACUUUUUUAUGACAUGGCUAGUUAUGAAUAUUUAGUUUUCUCGAAGACAAGUUUAAUGUGUAAAAAUUAGGAAAUUAUAAAUAAUGUUUUAAAAGACAAUAUGAGACGUAAAACCUCCAUCAUUUUUAGUGUUUUGAUGGAAAAAAAGCAUAAAAAUUUUAUUAAGACUCAACUUCAAGUUUUCUUAUUCUUAUGAAUUUCUAAUACUGGAAAAAAAUACACUAAAUCAAGAAGAUGAAACAGAUAAAUGUACCAUAAAAUUGUUAUAAGUUUUUCUUUAAAGUUCAAUCUUUAAAAUGUACUUUGUUUCAUCCACAAGGUGAAGAAAGCGCCAUCUUACGUUAUAUUUAGACACUUUUUAUUGUCUCCAAAUUAUGUUUUGUAAAUAUUGGUUAGCUUGUUCUUGUUUUGUGUUGUAUUGAGGAAAUAAUUGAUUUUGCUCAGCUGUUUCAUGAUGUAGAGUAACAACUUUUGUACAUAUGCCGUUUGGGUGUAAAUUACAUACAGUGUAUUAUAUUGAAGUAUUACUACAUUUUUUGGUUUCCUGUAUUGGAAAUGAGCCGGUUUAAAUUGUUUUGUAGACAUAUGCAACUCCUGUUUUUGUGCCCUUUCAGUUGUAUUUUAUAUUCAACGAAACAAACGACAGAAUAAACUUGGAAGAUGCGUGUUA